GUCGCGCGGUCACACGGAUCCUCAGUUCGCAUUCGGAGGCCCUGCGAGCUACAUCUCUUUGAGAAGGAAAAGAAAGAGUCGACGGGAGCUUUCAAGUUUCCCCCUCCACGGGAUCCGCGGCAAAGAUUCUUCGAUCCGAAAAAGUGCCAAGUUUCUCUCGCACGUACUCUCUCUGUCAUCGGUAUAUACAUAUACACAUAUACGUAAUCGUCUUUCGUUUUCACGGUGAUCUCUACACGUGACAAGCUGAGCAUCGAAGAGGCUCGAAGGCAAGAGAGCGGCGUGCUUGCUCGACGCGAGAGGAGAUAUAUUUCGUUUAUUCGAUCGUUUAAAUUGGUUGAUUUCGCGAAUCUGAUUCGCGUCCUUGUUAAUCUCCUCGUACGCUUGAGAGAAUCGAAACGGGUGUGCUUCCAAUGUAAAUCUACAAGAGCGUAUCGUCGGAGUGGCAGUUUUUGUGUUAUCGAAGUUGGUAUACGUAUUACCGCGGUUUUUUCACGAUUAUCACGUACGCUGUUCUGCUCUGAAGAAGAAAGAAAAGAAGAAAAACAAGGCUUAGCCACAGCCGGAUCGCAACUACGUUAAAACUAGCUCCAGUGUGUUUUUGUGCGAAAUCGAGAGAACAUGUCGACUGCCGUCAUGAGCACCCCUAUGUUCGACUGUAGCAGCGAGCACAUAUUUAAGAACGCAUCUGCGAAGGCGAAGGAGGCGACAUCGGGAUCCGCGACAAACACCUCGAGCAACGGUUCGAGCGGGAACAAUGGGGGACACGCGCCACUUCGUCGCUACACCUCCCUGGUAACAACCCUGAUCGAGCAACACCGUAAACUGGAUCGCAGCGCGAGCGAGCCGACCUCCCGGUACAAGACCGAGUUGUGCAGGCCAUUCGAGGAAAGCGGCACCUGCAAAUAUGGCGACAAGUGUCAGUUCGCUCACGGGUACAGCGAGUUGCGCAACCUCGCCCGCCACCCGAAAUACAAGACCGAGCUGUGCCGCACGUUUCACACGAUCGGUUUCUGCCCGUACGGGCCCCGUUGCCAUUUCAUCCACAACUUCGAGGAGGCUCGGAUCCACAAUCAAAAAGUGAGCGCCCAGCUGGGAUCCACCCAGCCCAACAUAAUAAGCCUAAACCCAUUGUUGAGCGCGGCGGCGGCCGCGGCCGUGGCCGCCGGCGGAAACGGGUGCAACGGAUCCAACGUGAAUUCGAGCAGCAACGUGUCGUUGCUCGAGCAGAUAGUCGCCUCUCCCCAAGUGACGGCGAUCGCUGCCGCGGCCACCACCCCCAACCUCAUGAGGACCAACUCGUUGAGCUUGUGCAACUCGAGCAACGUGUACAAUCCACCGCCAUUGCUCAGAACCAACUCGUUGAGCUUGACGACCAGUCAACACCACCACCAUCACCAUCACCAUCACCACCAUCAUCAGACCGGUUCCACGAGCGCGAGCUCGGUGAUCGGCGCCACCAGGCCCAAACCGUUGAAUCUCAGCCCGACCUUCUCGCUAGGCAGCACCGGGGACUCGAUUUCACCGUCGUCCAGCCUCAGUCAGUCGCCCACCAACUCGAUGGCGAGUUUCUUCAGCGACGACUGUAAUCAACAACCGUCCGUCACCAGCCUGCCCACCACGCCGUUCAGCUUUGGCCAGGAUUUCGGCCUUCUCGCGACCAGGCAAAGCCCCAGCCCGCGAACCAACAGCGUUUGCAGUCCUUUGGGAUCGGACGAGCUCGCGCCGAGGACGCCGUCCCCGUUGUCGCCCAACGCCGAGUCCAGGCUCCCCGUCUUCAACAGGAUCAGCAGCACUCUCGCCGACUUCGACAAUCUUAAGAUCUAAGGAAGCUCUCCUUUCCGACUCCUGGGUCCUUCCACUCUUUGGUAUUUUAUUCUUUUUGUUUUCUUCUUCUUCUUCUUCUUCUUCUUCUUCUUUUUCUUUUCUUUUUCUUCUACUAUUACUACUACUAUUUCUUCUUCUUCUUCUUCUUCUUCUUUCUUUCUUUCUUUUUUUCUUUCUUUCCUCGCAAUCUUUUGUAAGAGAUGUAUACGCGUACGAGGAUGUUUCGAACAACACGUGCGAAGGAAGAACAAGAGAGAGGACAAACAAAGAGCGUUGGACCCAAAAAUAUAUAUUAUUCUAAUUUAAUAAUAUCGAUGGAAAAGACAGGAGAAUGUGUUUAAGGGAGAGGGACACGGACUCUUCCACCGACUUGAAGAGGUUUUUUUUUUUUCUUUCUUCGUCUUCUUCUUCUUCUUCUUCUUUUUAUUCUUUUUACACGCGCACGCGCGCGCGUAUAUACACACACACAUACAUACAUACAUAAAUAUAUAUAUAUAUAUUUUUUUUUAACAUUUAAACUGCAUUUCUCGCGUUAGACGGAUCCUUCCUCUCCGUCAGCUUCUUAUUUAAGCGUUUCUUUUCUGUUCGUAGGACACGUUAGGCAUCUUACUCUCGUUCUUUAAAAACGAUCAUCUCUUCCUUUUUUUAUCAUAAUCGUCACGAUUAUAUUAUUAUAUUAUUAUAUAUAUAUAUUAUUAUUAUUAUUAUUAUCGCUACAAUUUAAUAUUAAUUAUUAACGUUAUCAUUAAUAUCACUACAUCGAUAUUGAAUAUCGUUAUUAUUAAUCUUAACCGUAUUCAUAGCGUCAGUCAUUUUCUGACCAACGGAGCCGUUUUCUUCUUCAUUUUUUUUUCUCCCCCCUCCCCUCCCAUUAUCAUCAUCAUCAUUAUCAUUAUCACCAUCGUCAUCGUCUCAUCGCCAUCAUUGUCAUCGUUAUCGUUAUCGUCAUCUUCUUUUUAUUUUCUUCUAUUUUAAGUUUAACGCUCGUUUAACGGAAAGGACGAGAUGAUAUCAGCCCGGAUGUCUCGACCUGCUCGUGGGAAUCCUUGAUAUAUACGCGAUUCAACCAUGGAGAAAGGGAAAAAUACGGGGAAAAGGGGGGAAAGUAAAAAAAAAAACGUAAAAAGGAAAAAAA
Molecule: messenger RNA, 2962 nt
Organism: Apis dorsata (giant honeybee)
Lineage: Eukaryota; Metazoa; Arthropoda; Insecta; Hymenoptera; Apidae
Gene: Tis11
Product: protein TIS11
Exons: 2
Coding region: 622-1827 (401 amino acids)
Molecular function (GO): mRNA binding; metal ion binding
Source: RefSeq, a predicted model, not a curated record